AUGAUAGAAACUGGAGCACUGUAUCACUCUAUCCCUGACAAAGAAAGCCUGGAGUACAUCUUCCUCAUCAUCUUCUCUAUUGAGUGUUUCCUGAAGAUUGUGGCCUAUGGAUUUCUCUUUCAUGCAGAUGCAUACUUAAGGAACUGCUGGAACAUUUUGGACUUUGUGUGUGUAUCUGUUGGCCUGUUCACUGUGGCUAUGGAUGCUAUCAACCACAUCAGUGGAGUGGAGGCUCCGGUAGGAGAAAAAGGUGGCUUCGAUAUGAAAGCUCUGCGGGCGUUCAGAGUCCUCCGCCCGCUCAGACUGGUCUCUGGAGUCCCCAGCCUGCAAGUGGUGAUGAACUCCAUCCUGAAGUCCAUGCUGCCUCUUUUUCACAUCACCCUGCUGGUCCUUUUCAUGGUCACCAUUUACUCCAUAAUGGGACUGGAGCUCUUCAAGUGCAAAAUGCACAAGACCUGCUACUACACAGGAACAAACAUCAUUGCUACGGUGGAGAAGGAAAAGCCGGCUCCAUGUGCCCAAGCAGGAAAUGGUCGCCGCUGUACCAUCAAUGGCACAGAGUGUCGAGCUGGCUGGCCUGGCCCGAACCAAGGAAUCACCCACUUUGACAACCUGGGCUUUUCCAUGCUGACUGUCUACCAGUGUAUCACCACACAAGGCUGGACCGAUGUCCUCUACUGGCCCCCGUUAAUCCCGAGCCGAGCAAACAAGAGAGGGCGGCAGAACACGACGGCGAAAGCCAGCUUAGAGAAACACCAGCAGCAAGUCCCAGCCCGGCAGCAAAUGCACCGUGCAGACAAUGCCAAUAAGCUGCUGCUGUCUAUGUUUGCCCUCGAGAUGUUCAUGAAGAUGUAUGCUCUAGGCUUGCCGUCUUACUUCAUAUCUCUCUUCAAUCGCUUUGACUGCUUUGUGGUGUCCACUGGCAUUACGGAGCUCAUCCUAGUCCGCAUGGGCGUCAUGUCAGUCAUGGGCAUCUCUGUGCUGCGCUGCAUACGCCUGCUUCGCCUGCUCAAAGUCACCAGGUACUGGACAUCUCUCAGCAAUCUGGUGGUUUCCCUCUUAAACUCGGUCCGUUCCAUUGCCUGCUUGCUGCUGCUGCUCUUCCUUUUCAUUGUCAUCUUCUCCCUGCUGGGUAUGCAGGUGUUUGGAGGGAAGUUCAACUUCCCAAACCAACCCAAACCGCGCAGCACCUUUGACAGCUUCCCGCAGGCCCUCAUCACAGUGUUCCAGAUCCUGACAGGUGAGGACUGGAAUGCUGUCAUGUAUGAUGGCAUCAUGGCUCAUGGAGGACCCAGCAUGCCUGGGAUCCUAGUCAGCAUCUACUUCAUCAUCCUCUUUGUCUGUGGAAAUUUCAUCCUUCUGAAUGUCUUCCUGGCCAUUGCUGUUGAUAAUUUGGCAGAGGCUGAGUCUCUGACUUUGGCACAGAAAGAGAAGGCAGAGGAGAUAAAACGCAAGAAAGCACUCAGGGCCAACAUGCCUGACAAGGCGUCAGAGGAGAAAGCAAAUCUGGCAAAGAAGUUGGCUGAGCAAAGGGCCAAGGGUGUAGAGGGCAUCCCUACUACUGCCAAGCUUAAAAUCGACGAGUUUGAGUCUAACGUUAAUGAGAUCAAAGACCCUUUCCCUCCAGCAGACUUUCCUGGUGAUGAUGAAGAGGAGGACCCUGAGAUCCCAGAAAGCCCCAGACCUCGUCCAAUGGCAGAUCUGCAGUUAAAGGAGGAAGCGGUGCCAAUGCCAGAAGCCAGCUCAUUUUUUAUCUUUGGACCUCAGAACAAGUUCCGGAAGCUCUGCCAUCGUAUUAUCAAUGCAACUACUUUCACCAACAUCAUCCUCCUCUUCAUCUUACUGUCAUCUGUUUCUUUGGCUGCUGAGGAUCCCAUCGACCCCAUGUCCUUCAGGAACCAGGUGUUGGCCUAUGCUGAUAUAGUCUUCACUUCAGUGUUCACAGCGGAAAUUGUGCUCAAGGCAGCACUGGCCUCCUCUGGAGGACUUUACUGUCUCCAUGGCUGCGCUGCAGUGGAUCCCAUGCAGGCUAUCGCGUCUUCGGAGAACAUGAGUGUGUCAGUCACCUUCUUCAGACUGUUUCGUGUCAUGCGUCUGGUGAAACUUUUGAAUCGCUCUGAAGGGAUACGGAAUCUUCUGUGGACCUUCAUCAAAUCCCUUCAGGCUCUUCCCUAUGUGGCCCUGCUUAUUCUCAUGCUGUUCUUUAUAUACGCUGUGGUUGGAAUGCAGAUAUUUGGUAAAAUUGCACUGGUUGACGGCACAUACAUCAACAGAAACAACAACUUCCAGACAUUCCCACAGGCUGUGCUGCUGUUAUUCAGGUGUGCAACAGGGGAGGCAUGGCAUGAAGUGAUGUUAGCGUGUAUGUACGGGAAGAGGUGUGACCCCAAGUCUGACUACCUGCCUGGGGAGGAGUACACCUGUGGAUCCAACUUUGCCAUCAUCUACUUCAUGAGUUUCUACAUGCUCUGUGCCUUUCUGAUCAUCAACCUGUUUGUGGCUGUCAUCAUGGAUAACUUUGACUACUUGACACGUGAUUGGUCCAUUCUUGGCCCCCAGCAUUUGGAUGAGUUCAAGAAAAUAUGGGCAGAAUAUGAUCCCGAGGCCACGUAA
Molecule: messenger RNA, 2613 nt
Organism: Micropterus dolomieu (smallmouth bass)
Lineage: Eukaryota; Metazoa; Chordata; Actinopteri; Centrarchiformes; Centrarchidae
Product: dihydropyridine-sensitive L-type skeletal muscle calcium channel subunit alpha-1-like
Exons: 22
Coding region: 1-2613 (870 amino acids)
Biological process (GO): calcium ion import across plasma membrane
Cellular component (GO): membrane; voltage-gated calcium channel complex
Molecular function (GO): high voltage-gated calcium channel activity
Source: RefSeq, a predicted model, not a curated record